GCUUAGCAACUGUGAGGCGAGUGUUUGGUUUGGCUAAACCUGAAGCUGUGGUUAUCGUCAACACACCGCGUUUCCAGCGCAGUCACAGUGAUGUCGGGUCAGCGGCCGGCGAGUCGCGGCUCAUUCGGACCUGGAGCUGGGAGACCACAGUCUGGCAGCAGAGUGGGCACAGCGAUGGUGCCGGGGACGGCCCGUCCGGGCACUAGAGGAGCACAUCUGGCCACUCCUGGAGUUCUGUCAGCUCAGAUUAAAGUGGCGGAUCGUCCGGUGACACAGCAGGGCCUGAGUGGAAUGAAGACGGGCAUCAAAGGACCACAGAGGCAGAUCCUGGAUAAGUCCUAUUAUCUGGGCUUAUUAAGGAGUAAAAUAAACGAGCUGACGAUGGAGUCCAGCAGACUGCAGAAGGACAUCGACACCUUCAACCAGGAGAACUCUGUCUACCUGUCUUAUGAGAAGAGAGCAGAAGUCCUCGCUGGUGAAAUUAAGGAUCUUCAGGGUCAGCUGGCGGAUUAUAAUACGUUGGUGGACAAGCUGAACACUAACACUGAGAUGGAGGAAGUGGUGAAUGACAUCAUCACGCUGAAGGCGCAGAAUGACAGAGAAGCUCAGAGUAUAGACGUGAUCUUCACACAGAGACGACAGAAAGAGGAUCUAAUCCGGGCCGUGGAGGAGCAGGUGGUGCAGCAGAAGCAAGCGGCUCAGGACAUCAUACAGAAGAUGAGUGAGGAGAAGCAGAAGCAGUACAGAGAGAUGAAGAGCAGCAACGAGGAGCUGCUGCAGGAGCUGGAGACACAUCAGGAGGAGCUGGACACACUGAUGAGCAGGAGAGAGAUGCUGGAGGCGGAUCUGCUGCACUCUCAGGCUAAGCAGGCUGCCGUGUCUCUGCAUGAGCAGCUGCUGGAUCUGGAGAACCGGAGAGCGAGUCUGCAGGCGGAGGACAGGAGUCUGGGCUCACCACAGCACGAGAGAGAGCGCCUCCUCACUACGGUGAAGGAGAAUAACCAGGAGAUCGCCAGCAUGGAGAGACAACUGUCCGAGGUGCGAGAGAGGAUUAUCCAGCUCAGUGAGGAGAUGCGGCAGCUGGACACAGACAUGGAGGAACAUCAAGGGGAACGGACUCAGAAGUACAAGGAGCUGCAGAAGAAAGAAGAAGAAAUCGACUCAUAUUUACACACAUUUGAGGACAGCAGAUCUCAGGAGCAGCAGCUGAUCAGAGACGCUCAAAGCAGCAUCGUGGCCUUACUGGAGCAUUCGAGCAGGAGCAUCAGCCGUCUGCAGCAGCUCUCCUCCGUCACAGCGCAGGAGCUGCAGUCCAUGCAGGAGGACCUGACCUUCAAGGAGACGGAGAUGCAGAAAUCCCAGAGCACUGCCAAAGGCCUCAACUCAGAGAGCGAGCGCCUGCAGCAGGAUCUCCUGAAGGUGGAGCAGCUGGAGGGUAAGGUGUGUGUGGAGCUGCAGACGCUCAGAGAGACGCUCACACUCAUGCAGACGGAGAUGCAGACGUACAGAGACCUGCAGGCGCUGCGAGCGGCCGGGGAACAGCGCAAGACGCGUCUGCAGGAGGAGAGCGUGGCUCUGGCUCAGAGGAGGGACAGCUUCAGGAAGACGCUUCACAGAAUGUUGGAGCAGAACGAGACUCUGAAGAAGCAGCUGCAGGAGAACGAAGUGCACGCGGAGCUAACCAACAUGGAGAGGAAGUGGCAGCACCAUGAGCAGAACAACUUCCUGAUGAAGGAGUUCGUGGCCAGUAAGGCAGUGGAGAGCGACUAUCGGCCGGUGGUGAAGAGCGUCCGCAAGCAGCUGCUGGACUACAACACACUCCUGCUGGAGGCCCUGAGCUGAGCACCAGCUACUUCCUGUCUGCAGGAAACCACUUACUGUUCCAGAUCACCGUCAGCAUUCCAGAGGACUUUGCCUGAAUGUUCUAGAAUGGUGUGUUAGCUCAGAGUCUGCAGUGUGUAAAGCUGAAUAUUUACACAUCAGUGUGUGUGUGAUCCACUCCCCCUCAAUAAAACACUAAUGACCA
Danio aesculapii is the source of this 2026-nucleotide messenger RNA. RefSeq names its product intraflagellar transport 74 (gene ift74). Gene Ontology annotation, biological process: intraciliary transport involved in cilium assembly; cilium assembly. Gene Ontology annotation, cellular component: cilium; centrosome; intraciliary transport particle B. The record is from RefSeq and is a predicted model, not a curated record. The transcript has 20 exons. Gene Ontology annotation, molecular function: beta-tubulin binding. Lineage: Eukaryota; Metazoa; Chordata; Actinopteri; Cypriniformes; Danionidae. The coding region runs from base 91 to 1842 and encodes 583 amino acids.